Messenger RNA from Ambispora leptoticha, 273 nucleotides. The record is from the annotation of a GenBank genome assembly. Lineage: Eukaryota; Fungi; Glomeromycota; Glomeromycetes; Archaeosporales; Ambisporaceae.
AUGGCCGAUUGGUUUGAGUGGGCUAUUGAUUUCGAAGGACAAAAACGAGCAGAAUAUCUGUAUCAAUCGAUCAUUGUAACUUUUGCGAUUUUUGGCUUCUUAAUAGGGUUUCAACUGCAAUCACUGCUAUUAACGUUCCAAAUUUUUGCGGGAGGAGUUGCAUUGGCUGCGUUGUUUGUAUUGCCUCCUUGGCCUUUCUACAAUUCACAUCCUAUACGAUGGUUGGAAGAAAAACAAACUAACCCGGAGAUUACUAACGAAAAAUCGACAUAG